Amphiprion ocellaris (clown anemonefish) is the source of this 2758-nucleotide messenger RNA. RefSeq names its product polymeric immunoglobulin receptor-like. Lineage: Eukaryota; Metazoa; Chordata; Actinopteri; Pomacentridae. The record is from RefSeq and is a predicted model, not a curated record. The coding region runs from base 112 to 2322 and encodes 736 amino acids. The transcript has 14 exons.
GAAGUGCAACAACAAAGAGGAACCUGUGACAAAUGCACUUUAGCCAUUUGUUUGUUGAGAACUGCACAAGAAAUCAGAAAAAGAAAAUCUAAAGCUAUCAGAAGUGCGGAGAUGACUUUGGUUAUCGUUCUAUUUCUUCUCCUGGGAUUAUGGGAGACUGAAGCUGUAUCAGUGGAAGGAAAGGUGGGAAAAGAGGUCACAAUAAAAUGCUCUCAUUCUGGCGCCAUCUCCAAUGUCAAAUAUUUCUGCAAGGAAACAUGCGAAAAUGAAGACAUCCUGAUAACUAGCAGAAAGACGAACGGGGAUGAUGCAAAUGGGAAAUACAGUAUUAAAGAUAAAGGGAACACAUUCACCGUGACCAUCUCUGAUCUGACAGAGGAUGACUCGGGAACUUACUGGUGUGGAAUAGACAGAUUUGGUUUCGACACAUAUAAUGAAAUAGUUCUUACAGUUAAAAAGGAAGACACUAAGGAUCGUGAAAGAACCUUCCGACGAUCAAAUUUAGAUGAGGCUAUUCAUACAAAUUCUUCAUCCCCUGACAAACUGGUGUAUAUCGGAGCAGGUCUCGGUGUGGUUGUUCUGGCUCUGGCCGUGGUCCUUUUGAUAUUCUUCAGAAAUCGGAAGAGACACAUCAGCACAUCUUCUGGAAAGCACCAGGACACUGUCUAUGCUACACCAUCCAUUCAGAAACAAGAUGCACUCCAUGAAACCACCAGUUACUCAGCCAAAGAGGAUCAAGAAACAGAUGGCAGCAUUGUCUCCUCUUCAUCCAAUCAACACCAAGAUGCCAGCAGAGAUCACACAGACAAUAUUUACUCCAACAUCACAGUUUCGUCAGAGCCCGAGAUCCAACCAGACGACCUCUUUUACUCCACCGUCAGCUUUAACGAACACACAGACUUCAGCAAUGCCAUUCCUCGUACUGCAACCAUCACAUACUCGUCCCUUAAACACACAUCUACAGAUGAAUGUACAGUUUACUGCAAUAGGCAGCAGGUGUGGAAUAAAACAGGGCAGUCAGAGAAGAAAAACUGGACGAACUUUCACACUGAGACAAUGAGGAUGACGUUGAAAGUCUUCAUCUGCAUAAUGACAGUGAGUGUGAAUUUAUUACCUGUGAUGGGAAAAGAAGGAGGACCUGACAACUUCAACUGUGAAAACACACCAGAGACCAUCUCUGCACUUCCAGGGGGUUCUGUCACCAUCACCUGCAAGUAUCCAAGAACAACAAAAAGCCACAUCAGAUUGUUCUACAAGGAGGAUGGACAUAAUCUAAUAUCAUCUCACUUGUCAAAAUACACAAAACUAGGCAGGUUUUCUCUGACAGACGAUAAACAGAAAGGAGUCUACACUGUGAGUGUUUCCUCACUGACCAAGAAUGACACCGGAAAAUAUCGGUGUGCUUUGAGACAUGUUGAAGACAACUCCUCUGCAUGUUUAACUGAGAUCCACCUCCAUGUUUGGAACUGGGAUGACAUUAAACCUGUGAGAAACAUCAGUCAUGUUACCUCAGAGACAGCACAGAUUGAAUGCUACUAUCCUGAAAGCCACCAGGGUAAUGAAAAAUUCCUGUGCAAAGGGGAGAAUCCUUUAAACUGUGAGGAGUUAAUACAAACAACAGAGCAAGAUAGAUACGUAGUUAGAGACAGGUUUGAUAUAAGGGAUAAUCAAAGAAUUAAGUACUUCUACGUGAACAUUAAACAUCUGAGUGAAGCCGACUCUGGAACAUACUGGUGUGGCUCUGGAAGAACAAUGCAGCAUGAUGACUACACCAGAAUACAUCUGUCUGUGGUAAAAGGCAAAAGAUCCAAGAAGUUAGACUCUCCACAUCUGCAGGGAAAAACAACAGAACCAGGACCAACAACAAUCAAACACAAACUCAGACAGGAUGAUGGAAAGAUCCCAACAAAUAAAGCAAACAAACAUGACAUGAGCCUGAUUAUUGGCGUUAGUGUGUCUCUGGUGUUAUUAUUAGCGGUGGCUGUUGCUUUAUUGAUAUUGUACAGAUGCAAACUCCUCAGAGCACAAGGAGGAUCAUCUGAGCAGAGGACGAACGCUGUACAUAACUCUGAGGGAAAUAAUGAAGAUCACAACUACGAAGAGAUACAUUUGGAGAGCCAGGUGGAUUGCUCACCGGUGACUCUUUAUGCGACUGUCAAUCUUCCUGAAGACCUGCUCCACUACUCCAGCGUCACUUUCCAGGAGGAUGAAAACUCACAUUCUGAAACAAAUACAAACAGCACAGCUCCGGGUGCCACCCAUCCUCCAGCAGCAGAGCAAACUCUCUAUUCUACAAUAAGAGAGUUCAACGAGGAACGAUAAUAUGAUCAGUUCUUUAAUGUGUAUUUGUAGGAGAUUCUAUUUUUGUUUUUUUGUGUUUUGUGUGUGUAUAUAAAUACUGGACAGCGCUUUGGUUAAAUUUGCAACAAAAUCUAUUGUUUGGCUCAAUGUAGAGUUUAUUAGUUGCUAAGUUAAUAUUUUCUGUGGUUGAAUAGCUCAUAAUAUCACAUGUGCAUCAAUGCAAACGUGCUCAAAAUAUAAUACUUAACAUCUUGUUUAGCAAGCUAUUACUCUCUUAAGUCAGUCAUUCUCUGUAAAAAUGGAGUUGCUAGAUAGGUUUGUUUCUCUGCUAAAGUCACGACAAAAGGAACGCACACAAAAUAAUCACUGUAAAGGAUAUACCUGGUUACUGGCUUCAUUUUAUGUGUUGAAUGAUUUUUUAACUUAUCAUGUAGCUUUAAAGAUUUAAUAAACUUCA